Temnothorax curvispinosus is the source of this 6051-nucleotide messenger RNA. RefSeq lists its product as uncharacterized. The transcript is spliced from 6 exons. The record is from RefSeq and is a predicted model, not a curated record. Bases 1901 to 2968 code for a protein of 355 amino acids. NCBI's taxonomy places the organism in Eukaryota, Metazoa, Arthropoda, Insecta, Hymenoptera, Formicidae.
GACACGAGCUAGUGGUACCCGGUGUACAUACCAGUAUCCAUCCAGACCUUCUUCGCUGCACUUCGGCUGCGGUCGGUCGAUCCCGCUCCCGCUCCCGCCCGUUCUCCUUCUCUCCCUUUUCCUCCUCUCGUACGCUCGUGCGAUCGUUACUCCGAGAGCGUUCGCGAGCGAGGACCCGCGGCGGCAGGUGAAAAGCCCGACGCUGCUUGUACGUUCCGCUGUUUCCGACGCGCGACACACAACGCAACACGUUCGACGCUCCCGCCGCGACGCCUGUCAUCGGCCAGCGCAUUGCCAGUCGACGGACACGAGGAGAUAGAGCGCUAACCGCGAGGCUUAACAUUGGCAAGAGGAUACGCGUUGACGUUCGAGCGACGUGGAUAGACGAACCGUGCCACGAUAUCCCGACCGGAACGGAUAUCUCACGGGAGUCGAAACGAGACACUGCGCUCAUCGACAUCGCGAGAGAUCCAAACGAUAAUCGCGUUCCAAAUAGCGCGUUGCGUAUUGACAUCGAAGAGCCUGGGAUAAACCGAGGAAACGUGCUCCGACUGGUGUGCUCCGAUUGUGCUCCGCUAACUAAAUCCUGCUCGAGGUGAAUCAGUGCGGAUGUUUUGUGACUGGAAAGUCUAAACAACGGCUAUAAUCCGAAACAAAAUUUACUAUUAUAACUGAGGAGCUUGGAUUAAAUAGAGGAUACUCAACGCUGUAUUCCAGUAGUGACGAGAAUCAAGAUAAAACGGGUGAAACAAUCGAGCAAGUCCGUAACCGCGAGCUACAGUAGGAUAGCUUGAUUGAAGAGAUAUCGGGAUAAGUAGCUGGAUCAAGACGUGUAAUCUCCAAAACGAAUCGAGACGGAUAACGGGCAAUCUGAUAGAUAUCCAUCCCGAGACAAGACAAAUUGGCGCAGCGGAUUAGUUGCGCGGAUAGCUGAGUUCAAGUGACGAUCACAAGCUGAAUAGGAUAACGCGCUUAAGCAGCUUGGGAUAUACCCCUCGCGUAGCUGGGGGAUCAAUCGGCAACUAGCUUAAUUUUGGAGCGGGUCGAGAGGCGCGCUCGAACGGGGGAACGCACAUUCAGCGCGAGAUGAAAAAUAAAUGAGCGCCGGGAUCAAGCGGCUGAAAUUUUCAAUAACGUAUAACGCUAUACCGCGUGCCCUCAUAUAAACAUACACAUAUUCAACACGAAACGAGACAAGUCGCGGUGUGGCGGUGGACGCGAUCAGCCGGUCGUUGCACCUCGUCUGCUCGCUCCGGUAAAUCUCUUACGAACGUCUCUUCGCGAUAUACCGUUACCACCACAACACACCGGCCUCCGCCUCUCGUGUUAUACGUGCGCGUGAAGAGAGGCCCGCUUCACGCCGACCAGCGCGAACCGGAUACCCAAUUCCGCUCUCCGAAGCGAACGAGGACGCGCUCUCCGAGCCGAGCGUGUGUUUACCUUUGGUAGAAGAUUGUGAAUCGGAAUUUAGAGGAGGAUUUUAAACGCCUCCAGCUAGCCGUCAAAGAUAUUACGAAUGUUCGCUUGCGCGAAGCGGCAUUGAAUUAUCCUAAAAGGCAAGUCCGACAAAUCUCAAACCCGUCGCGUCGUAGAGAAGAUAGGCGAUAAGCCGAACGAAUAUAUCGGUGACAGCAGGAAGAAGCGGGCGAUUUCAAUUCCCCCUCAGAGACCAUCCGGAGUCGAACCCUAACGGAGUGAAAAAGUGCCGAUUAUCGCGUGGGAGGAGGGCAGUCGAGCGAUACACGGGAAAAUUCCUGCGGCCGUUAUGCGCACGCUGACCGAAGCGAUGAAGCAUCGCGCGAUCAGCUGACUAGUCGAGCUGUUCGGCGGCCGCACCGCUGAUAAGGAUAAUACUCGGGACGAGCAUUCCCAGCGACGCCCGCCGCCCACUUGCUCUGUCAUGACAUUUGGCACGCCGUUCCACACCGAGAAAUCGCAGUUGGCCAGCGAGAAUUCCGCUCGGACCGGCAGCAUGGCAGCCGAGGAGGGAAUGCUGAGUGGUGGCUUGGGCGCGAAAUUGAAAUGCCCGACCCCCAUAUCGCGGUUGAGGGUGGAGAAGAUCGAGGGCGGCCUGAUGGUGGCCGGCGUGGUAAUAGCGGCGAACUGCCAGAUCGCCCUUCCGGCGUUUGGCACUCUCUUCAUGCUCGUCGGCGCCGUACUCACUGCUGCUUCUUAUCGCGGCCCCGGCGAGGACGAGGACAAGAACUCGUACGCCGCACGAAUCGCCUUUACCGGCAAUUCCCGUAUCUUGGGGCCGAUCUGCAUAGUCGUGGGCGCCCUUAUGCUCGCGCUCGGCGUGCUACUCUGCAUGCUCACGAGACGGGCGAGGCGGAGAGAGCGCAGGGUGGGCUUCCACUGCCCGCUCCACGGGGAUUUCUACCCUCUGAGUCCGGUCCAAGGUAUCAAGAUGCUCGGGGUAUCUGGCAAGGACGUGAGCGCAUGGCCGAAGAUCCCGUGUCUGAGAGGCCGCACGUCUAGCAAAGGCGGAAGCGGUGCGGGAGGGCCGCACGUAGGCCCGCCGCAAUGUCCGCACUCCGUUUUGAGCAGCACCCGCAGCUCCGUUAGCAGCUCGCCUUUGAGCCCGUGCCCGACGCCCAUGCCCUUCCUGGUGACCUCGGGCUCCGUCAGUAGCGGCAUGGUGCAAAGCGUCGGGGCCAAUUUAUCGCCGGCCGAAACAUUCGGAUCGAUCCGGUCGCUUUCGGUGACGAGGGAAGUCGCCAGUUUCCCUCUAUCGCGGACGCCCACGCCGCCCCCGCAGCACAGACCGUCGGCGGUAUUGGCGACGAACCCCGAGGAGCUGGUGGGCGUCGGUAGCCCCCUGAGGGAGGCUUCACCCAGGCCGGAGGUGCGCGUGGUCGCGCCGUCCCAUCGGCCACUACCGACGUCCGCCCUGGCCGCAACAAACCAGGUCGUCUCCACGGCGAACCGAAAAUCCGUCAGCAUACUGCUACCCGAGCAGAGCGGAUGACAGCAGCAACAGCAGCGACAGCAGCAGCAGUUGCUGCAUCAGCAACAACAUAAGCAACAGCAGCACGGCUUCGUGCACCGUUGCGACGAGCAGCCGCUCUCGAUCUAGGAGAAUCUUCUCGUUCGUCGAGGCUGCGACGAUGAAAACGACGCGUCUCGCGUUACACGCCGAUCCGAUUCGGGUAACUGAGAAUUAAUUGAUCUCGUCACGUUUCUCGUCCGCCCCGAUCUCGGGCACGGUCUCCGCAUAUACGAUGCAUGAGUAAAACUGUCUGACGAACGACGGAGGUGAGUGAUUGAUGACUGGUUAACGUCGGUUAAUGGUCAAGCUCGACCGGCCAAAACUCCGUUUUAAGUCUGACCGUUUUAGAUCGCGAUCGACCCGCAAGGACCCCGAGAGGGCUUGAACUAUCGUCGACAUUAGGAAACGAGGGACCUCGUGAUGAAUCCUUCAUCACUUUUUACCGCUUGAUUAACGAUACUCUAUACGCGAAUCAAUAUUUUAAACGAUACUCUAUACGCGAAUCAAUAUUUUAAACUAUCGUGAAUUAUCAUUGCUUAUACGGAGACAUUGUCUGAUGAUAUCUCGACUAGAAACCGUGCUCGGUGUCUCCAUAUAGUCUGAUACUCGAUGGAAAAUCGUCAAAUUACAUCGCACAGUUUCAUUACGUAAUUGAAAAAAAAAAAAUACGAUUGCUGGGAAUUUUCCAGCACUAUGCAGUAAUAAUAUUCGAAAAAUAACAAUGACAUUGAAAAAUUUUGCGUUUUCAAGCUGUGGCAGAAUUGAUCGCGCUUAUGUUUACUUACUCUGUCGCAUUGUUAGAGCGUUAUUGUGCAUUGUUAAUCAUCUAAAAAUAUACACAGCACUAAUCAGAAAUGCUAUUUGACACGCAUCUUAACCUUCGAAAAUUACAUAUUAUUAACAAGCAUCAUAGUGCAAACACAAUGAUGUGUUGUGUGGAAAUCUACCAGCUAGAUAAAAAUAUAGAACUGUGGUUUAAGAAUUCAUCUUUUGCUUGGAAAGCAAAAUAAAUGAAUUUUCACCGAGAAAACGUAUAAAAUUUAUACGUUCGUACCACGUUCGUUUGUUAUUUAAUUAAAAACACGUUGGUGUUUAUUUUAUACGUAACGAAAUUUGCAUGUUUUACUCUACAAUUAACAAAAACUAUUUCGCAAAUUAGACUUGACUCACGGUACUUUUGUGCGGCCCGUCGAUAAAAUAAUUUUGAUAAACAUUUACAAGCUUCGAUUGUUAUUAUUGAUACGCUUUUUCUUUCUUUUUUAGCAAUUAUAAUAAAAUAAAAUAUUAGCGGUUAUAAUAAAAAUGUGCAAGUAUUUGCGCAUAUAUCGAAAUAUUGAAUUUUUCAAACAUCGUUAUAUCUCUUUUGAUCUCACGACAGCGAAAAGAAAUGAAUAUCUGAGCUGUUAUUUUGGAUAUUGGAUAAUUUUUUUAAUAAAAAGAAACAAUAAUUUAUUUAUGUUAGACAGAUUAUUCUACAUUAUAAAUAUGGAAUUGUAAUAUGUUAAUUUUUGGUUUACUUUUUAUCGCGAGAUCGUAAUUUUGCGAAUGCAUGUUCGCGAAUUAAUACCAUACGCGAACAUCAUUUGCCUCUUUGCGCAUUAAGGACGUACUAUUCUCAGCAGGGCGUCCCUUUCUCGCGCAUCGAAAGGGCUAAUGUCUGGGGAGGGAGACACCCAGCACGGUUUUGCACUAUCAGCGCAUUAAUUAAGUCUCAGUUAUUCUCGACUCGCAAUCGAGCGAUACGCCUUCCUAUUUACACUACCGCCAAGCUCCACCGUCUCGAACAUUUACAUCCCGGUAGAUAUUCGUCGCAACGGGGCGCGUUUCUGGCCAAAAGUAGUUCUUAAGGUAUUCUCGCGCGCGAUUUACCACGACCCCUCGAGACAUCAAACACACGAUCCAUCGAAGUGAGAGAGGUCGAGAUUAAUCCGAGUCCCCUCCUCUCCUUGUCUUGCUCUUGCUCCUUUCACUCCUCUUUAGCCCUCCAGUACUGAAACGCGGUCUCGCGGAUUAUUAGAUUUUUGUCACACCAGCGGUUUGGGAUCAGCGAAUAAAUACGUUUGCACGUUGUUUAUUAUUACAUUUUUUAUUCCGCACUCUGAAAGCUUAAUUUAUCAAAUUUUUUUAACAGCAACGUAAAGUAAAAUUCUGAAAAAUAGCGACGUUGACUAACAAGUUGUAAGACAAGUAUCCUAAACCGCAUUUAUCAGCGUAGGCGCUAUAUAUUCACAGCAUCUUUUGCUGACUCAACUUCCAAGAACGUCUUUGGUAUUGGAGGCAGGCUGGAGGUCAACUUUCCCUCUCUCUUUCUCUCUUUCUCUCUCGCGACCAAAUCUCCGAUAUCGGUCACGGGAAUCGAUAUCGCGAGAGCGGUGAAAAUUCUCGAUUGAUUCAGAGAGAUAGGUAAAUACGUUAACUAAAUAGAUAAACCGGUGCGGAGAUGGCACGGAUGACGCUGGCAGAUGUUCAAAGCUUGCCUAGACGGGUCGAUGAGAUUUUCGGUCCAAUUCGCGCAGGAUUGAGAUGACGCUCUUCUUUUUAAUCCAGACGGAUUAUCCCCGACCUGGUUCAUCUGAUUCAACGAAAAACACCUAACCCGGCAUUUACGCUAGGUAGUACGACAGAUUUCCCGGUGCGAUCCAGCACGUCAGUUCAGCCUUUUUUCCUCGGCAUUUGCAUUAGCUUGAAAUAAAUUGGCUUUCGUAAUAACUUGACACUUUUUGAAAAUUUGUUUAGUAAAAUAUGAUGGGAAUUAUAAUUUAGAGAAAUUUUUGUGUCAUAUUUCACAUUUACGAGUUUGAAAAACGACGUGAAUCAUUUGUCGCGGUUGAAUGUCACUAUUGAAUUUAUAUAGGAUCAUUUAUCACGUUUGAAACGUCACUGACGAACAUUUGUUUCUAUUUCGCGAUCAUAAAUAACUUGCGUGAUUUCUGAAAUGAGAAGCGCAUGUCUAGAGACUGAAAAGAUAACAAUUCUGCAUAAAUAUCGGCAUCCCCGGGAAAGAUUGUUUGGAGUAUUGAUUAGUUGAAAAAGUCAGGAUGAAACGACUAGCAGAAUGACUG